AUGCGCUCAAACUCUGUAUCCCAUGAGACGGAGCUGAUCGUGCACAUCAACUUCGCCCAUAAGGGUUUCGUAAUCCUUGAGAACUCGGGGGCAGACAACUUCAGUCUGUCCUCCAGUCCGCUUGUCAAGACGCACAACGCGGUCAAGAUCGACACUUCCGCCAGACGCCAGCAUUUACACCACUUUGUUGUCCCACCAGCGCAAUGCUCGAAACCGGGGAAUCUGCUUGUGCUUUGUCACUUCGAAUGUGCCACGUUCGAUGUGGGCUGGUCGAUUCUUGAGUAA
This is a messenger RNA of Phytophthora nicotianae INRA-310, 285 nucleotides long. RefSeq lists its product as hypothetical. Lineage: Eukaryota; Oomycota; Peronosporomycetes; Peronosporales; Peronosporaceae. The record is from RefSeq and is a predicted model, not a curated record. The coding region runs from base 1 to 285 and encodes 94 amino acids. The transcript has 2 exons.